AUAUCGCAAAAACGUGAUCUCUAUGCAUGUCAGAAUUUAUGUUGGUAUCGAAUGUGCAGCGACAAGUACUAACGGUUGUGGUUACAAGGAGAGUAGUAUGAUGCAUGAGAAUACACAUAACACGUUAUCGAGAAUAUUACCAAGCUGGUAGCACAUUCCUCGGUUUAGUCAUCUCUGAAUCGUGAAAUACAGAGUUUGACAAGCUGGAGUUUCUCAACUUUCUAUGCGGGCAAGCUAUACACUUUUUAAGAUGGCAACUCGAACGAAAACUGUUUGUGUGAUUGGUGGGUGAACUCUUUUCUUUUGGGACUGACAUAGCUAACCAAAAUUAUUAGGCAGUGGUCCCUCGGGACUCGUAGCAGCCAAAACACUUACUCACGAUUAUCCAAAAGGCACUUUUGACGUAACUGUCUUUGAGCAGUCGCAUAGAAUAGGUGGACUAUGGCCUAUCUCCCAUGAUGACGAUGGUUUAGUGAAUCCAGAUAUGUGUACGAACCAAAGCCGUCACACCGUCAGUUUCAGUGAUUUGGCAUGGCCUGCUUCAUCCCUCGCUUGCCCAAAAGCAUGGCAGGUUGGGAAAUAUCUCGAAGACUAUGUCAAAAUGUACCCUGGAUAUUCUGUUAAGACUGGUGUCAGAGUUUUCAAGGUCGAGCCACCGUCUGGUUGGCAAACCAAUCCAGCCACGACGGAGAAAUGGAAUGUGCAUGUUCAACAUUACGAAUCCGCCGAAUUUACUGGAUCACCACAAGUCUACGAAUUUGACCAUGUUAUAGUGGCCACUGGGUUUUUCGGAAAACCUAAAAUACCCGAGAUUCUCACAGGUCUUUCAGCCCCAGUCUGGCACAGCUCAAAGCUUCGUGAUGUCAACAGUUUGUUGACCGACAAUGGAAAACUCUCUUCAUCCAAAGGCAAGAAUAUUGUAGUUGUCGGGGGUCAAAUGUCAGGUAUCGAAACCGCAGCAGCAGUCGCUUUGCAGGUAUCCUCCUCCGUGAAUUCAUCGGAACGUCCGAUUCCAAACGCGAACGAGUACAAGAUAUACAAUGUGGUUCAACAACCAUUUUGGGUGAUGACUCUCACAUUACCAACUAAUCCUAUAAUUGAUAGUGCAUCUCCCGAGGAGGAAAAGGUACAUGAUACAUAUUUACGGACUAGAAUUUUGUGCUAAGACCUCUGAUAGAUACCAAAUCCAGCACCAACAUUCUUACCCCUCGAUCUGAUCACUUACAAUAUUGAGCGGAAGCCUCCCGGACCUCUCAAAAACUCGUCCGGUCACAUAUCGCCAGAAGUAGCCAAAAUGACGAACGAUUUUAUGGCCAACUAUCUUGGAACUGAUCAAAGUGGAAUCGGUACAGAUCAUCUAGCCAUAACAGGACACGUUCGCUCUGAACCACCACGACUUACAGCUAGCGAAAACUAUGUCGAGUUUGUCCGAUCUGGAGACAUCAAGACGAUCCGAGGAAAAUUAACGAGUGCAGACCCCAACCAACCAAAUGCCAUCAUUAUUGAGGAUGAUGGAGCACAACAAAUCAUCGACGAUGUUGCCGCAGUAAUCUUGGCAACUGGUUUUGACACAUCACGAUCUCUCAAUUUUCUACCGAAAGAAAUUCUCCAGCAUCUCUCAUUCGACGAAUCAAGCAGUGAAUUUCCAUUAGCUCUAAAUGUACAUUCUACAAUCAGCGCAAAGAUCCCGUCUCUCGGCUUCGUCGGUUUCUACCGAAGUCCCUACUGGGGCGUAAUGGAAAUGCAAGCUCGAUUCCUGGGGAAACUCUGGUCCGGUGGCGCACAAGCGCAAAAAACCCUAGAAACAGACGAUACUAUCAACAAACUUCUUGAACUGCGCACCGAUCCACGCAUCGCCCAGUUUCCAAUGGGUGACUAUGCGUACUUGAUGGAAUCAUUCGCUACAGCUGUAGGAAUUCAACGACAAGAACCUACUAACGAUCCAGAAGCACGUACAGGGAUUGUUCUUCCAUCCCGCUAUCUCUAUACCCACGCAAGCGAUGCUCAAAAAGAACAGGCCGCGCUAGCCCUCUCCAUCGUCAACUCCACAUUCGAUUCAUCAUCUUGCGGCGCCUUCGUCUCCAAAGCCAUAUUUCGUUCCCUCCAAGGGACAUGGAAGCUUUUGCGGUCUCUCAAAAGUUCUCUCUCCACAUUUCCCUCAGGCACUUUCACUGGAACCGCAAAAUUUCUCCCUCGUUUCCCUACUGCCCCCUCCUUCGAUUCCGAAUACUUGUACAUCGAAGAAGGAGAUUUUGUGACGGAUACCGGGAUGACGUUUAGAGCUAGUAGGAGAUAUGUGUAUCGAUAUAGGGAGGAUACUGAUACGCUUACCUUGUGGUUUGUGAAAACUGACGAUAAUCUGGGAGUAGAUUAUUUGUUUCAUGAGAUGGAGAUUUUGGUUCCUGAGGCUGGAAAGGAGGUGGAAGGGCAGGGAAAGAAGAGUAUGGGAUGGAGGGCUAAGUCGAGUCAUCUAUGUAUUGCUGAUACAUAUGAUGUGGAAUAUGAGUUUAGAUUCAAGGGGGUGAAUGUGGAAGAGUGGAAACAGGAAUAUAGCGUGAAGGGACCGAAUAAGGAUUAUAGAAUUAGGAAUGACUAUAGGCGGUAGAAAUAGAUGAUUCUAGAAGUCCGAUAAGUCGUUGGAAAAAUCAAGAGCCUAUAGAAUUACAUUUGCGGGGUAUCUGGGUGUAUGCUUGCAACAUACGUAU
This is a messenger RNA of Sclerotinia trifoliorum, 2705 nucleotides long. The record is from the annotation of a GenBank genome assembly. NCBI's taxonomy places the organism in Eukaryota, Fungi, Ascomycota, Leotiomycetes, Helotiales, Sclerotiniaceae.